Molecule: messenger RNA, 1604 nt
Organism: Paralichthys olivaceus (Japanese flounder)
Lineage: Eukaryota; Metazoa; Chordata; Actinopteri; Pleuronectiformes; Paralichthyidae
Product: macrophage mannose receptor 1-like
Source: RefSeq, a predicted model, not a curated record
AUUGACUUGAUUCGAGGACAGGACCGGUCAUGGGGAACAAGAGCAUCCCCGAGCUUACUCUCCCCUUCCUGCUCACGACUGCUCUUUGCUUGGAGGCAACUCACAUAAAAAACACCUUUCACUUUCCGUCUGAGAAGAUGACCUGGACAGAGGCGAGACAGUACUGCCAGAGGACACACAUUGACCUAGUUACCUGGAACACAGUGGACAGAGUGAAGCUGAGUAAGUGGUUGGUAAAGAUUGAUGUGAAGGAAGCCUGGAUCGGCCUACACCGAGAUCCUGAGAAAGACCCAGUCUGGAAGUGGAUAAAUGUGAAAACUGGAGAAGGUGUUGCAGGACACGACCUCUCACAGAGCAGUGAGUGGGCUGAUGGGUCGCAGAGCGGUCACUGUGCAGUCGUACGAGAUGAUCUCAUGUGGUACAGUGUUAAGUGUUCAAGUAGAUAUAAUGUUUACUGCUCAAGAGGAAGCAAAACACUUCAUCACGAAGGUAACAUCAGCUGGCACCAUGCUUCUCAGCUCUGUCAGGCUUUCAUGAGUAACCUCGCCACCAUCACCAAAGCAAACAAAGAUGAUUUAGAUAACAGUGGCUGGUUCGGACUGUACCGACAGGCCGGUCACAACUGGAGCUGGGUCGGAAAUUCAUCCUCUAAUUAUAGAAACUGGGCCCCAGGAGAGCCACUCACCACAGACUGUGGCUCUUAUGAUCCUAAGACUGAGAAGUGGUACAGCAAAGUGUGCUCCCAAGAGCUGGAGCCUGUCUGCUAUGAUGACAACCUGGUGGUGGUGAACAAGAACAAGACGUGGGAGCAGGCCCGGAGGCACUGCACGGCCAUGAGAACACCAUGUGCCGACUCCUCCGACUCCUGCGUGUACAGCUACAAGAUGCUGAGCCUGCACAACCUGCAGGACUACGACUAUGUCAGAGAGCGGAUCUACAGAGCCUCGACUGAUGAGGUGUGGAUCGGCCUACGUUACCUGGCAGGGGAGUGGCGAUGGAUGAAUGGAAAUAAGCUGGACGACCAGGGGAUGCUGCCGGAGUGUCCGUCCCAGUGGAAGAACUGUGGGACUCUGUCAAAACAUGACACAAACAAUUGGAUCAACAGGGACUGCUCAGAGAGAAGAAACUUCAUCUGCCAGAGGCGUAAAAUGCCAAUUGGAGAAGAGAAAAGAAAUUGAUGAAAUGCAUGAAAGUUUGAAUUUUAAAACUCUGUUUUGAUCUGUAGAUUAACUGAUUGAGCUUUUUCACUUAUUUGGCCAAGUUUAAAACUCAUACAUUUCAUAGUUCUGAAUGGGUGUCUAUCAGCUACUGUAAGUCCAUAUUGCCUCAUGUUAUUUUGAACAUUACAUUUUGCUUUGUUUUUUAGUUUUUCUUCAAAAUCUGACUUAAAUUUAGAGUCAAGAGCAAAGCCGUGUGUACUACACAUACUGUAACAACCAUUAUGUACUAUGAAUGGAUCUUUUACAAAACAGUUGAGUAUGUAUUGGGGACUGUCUGUUGUUCAACUGUGUUUUUACCUCAGACUGUUCAUCAUCAGAGUUCAUUUCAAUUCAGUUCCAAACACAAUCUGAAUGUGAUGACUAAGUGGAAAGCAAAUAAAGAAA